Molecule: messenger RNA, 2098 nt
Organism: Nicrophorus vespilloides
Lineage: Eukaryota; Metazoa; Arthropoda; Insecta; Coleoptera; Silphidae
Gene: Gbs-76A
Product: glycogen-binding subunit 76A
Exons: 3
Coding region: 681-1916 (411 amino acids)
Biological process (GO): regulation of glycogen biosynthetic process
Cellular component (GO): protein phosphatase type 1 complex
Molecular function (GO): glycogen binding; protein phosphatase 1 binding
Source: RefSeq, a predicted model, not a curated record
AGAGUGGGGCAAAAAGGCAGUCCGUUCUGCGAUGCUUCGUUCGCCAGUUCGACCUUUCUUUACCCUUGUGAACCAAAACCUCUUGUGUUUUUCCAAUUUCGACCACCUUUUCGAGAGCCGGGCGUCUCGACGCACCUCAACCUAAGAAACUUCUAGUCCUGCGAUACUCAGUUUUCGGUGUCAAGAUCGGAGAGAUGCGCUAACAAUUUCAAAAACCAGCAGCAGUUCUCACUAAAACUUUUCUAAUCCUGCGAGGCAGCAUUGAGUGUGGUCGUGAUUUACUCACAAUAGUAUUUAGUAAAUAUUUACGGGGGCCAAAUUCGAGUACGUGCCUCUCCACUAAUCUCAAAUAGACUUAAAAUUAAAUACUCGCUCACUGAACGAUUCGAUAUAUAUAAAUUAGUGUGUUGUACGCGUUGGUCUACGCGAGUCUACGUGCCGAAGACACCAACUGAUUGAACUAAUUAGAAGAUCAACUAGCCAAUCAUACAACUAAAUUGGUUCGCCAAUUAUUUUUAGACUCGCAUCGAAAUAUGAUUGCAAUAUUUUAAUGUAAGAUAAACGCUGGAAAGGUGGAGCAAGAUAAACGCACUUAUCAUCAUCGCAGGCAGUAUUGUGAAAUUCUUUGGCCUAACUUAUAGCAGCCAAUUAGUUUGAUAAGCUUUAAUAAAUUAUUUCCGAUGAGUACCGAGCAUUGCGGGAUAACGUCGUUGCUUCCAGUUUCUUGCAGAGGAAGUGCCGAAGCUUUUGCAAGGAAUUUGCAAACGCGUUUAAGAAUCCUGGGUCCGAUUGAUGCGAGUGAAACCAGUUGGAUAAACAAACCCUCGAAUGUUAUGAGUAUAGAAGAGAAUUUAUGUGGAAUGCCCAGACCUUGCGAGGAGAGUGAGAGUAGCCAUCCGUGCCAAGAUAUUAACGAAAACACGAUAAAUGAUGUGCUGUAUGCCAAAGAACUCGAAGUCCUCGAGAUAGGCGAGAUCACUAACGAGAUUGUGAAUAAUGCAUUGAAUGUUAUUGAUUUUAAUGAGAGCAGGAGCGAGGAGGACGGUGAAGAGGAGGAGUUGGAGGUUCCUAGGAUAAGGAGGUGUUCUUCUUUGAAGACUGGUAAAACACCACCGGGAACGCCGGGCAGGAAGAAGAUUGUACGGUUUGCAGACGUACUAGGUUUAGAUUUGGCAGAUGUGAGAAUGUUCCUGGACGAGAUUCCGAAGGUGCCGCCUUCGGCAUACAAAGAUUUGCGCAAGGAUGAGGAUGAGAUCGUUAGUAAAACCGAGCGAACGUUGCUGGCGCUUUUCCAACAGCCCGGUGAGCAUCCCAACUUCUUGGAUAAAGUCAGAAUCAAUCAGGCGAUGCUGGAGAAUUGCAUGAUGGAUGACCCUGUUUAUUUGUCAGUGAUGGGAAUGAUCAGGGUCCGGAAUUUGGAUUACAACAAGUCCGUUUAUGUUAGGUACAGCUUAGACUCGUGGAAGACCCACUCGGAUAUCCAGGCUACCUACGUGGACAACUCUUGUGAUGGAUUCUCCGACAGGUUCAGUUUUAAGCUGUAUGCUUACACGUUAAGCAUUGGCCAGAGGUUGGAGUUCGCGAUCAGAUUCCAAUGCAAAGGAUUCCAGUUUUGGGAUAACAACGGAGGAGCAAAUUAUUGUUUUCAGAUGAUGCCCCAGUCUCCACUUCAUCAGCAAUGCCUGCCGAUUACGGGUCUCGAUGAAAAAUUCGCAACGUUUUGCUACAUGGACGAAGCCGGGAACGAAGCAAAUUUGUGUCACACCGCUGUCCAGGACUACAUUACGAAUUCUUUGCAGAAAAACAAUACUGCGGUUGUGGCUGCGAAUCCCGGAAAACAGGAAUUGUUUACGAUUAUUUUUGUUAUAUUCUUCUCUAUUGUAUUUUUGUACGUAAAACGGGCGGUAUUUUUCUAGAACCUCCCGUUUUUCACUUUAUAUGUGUAUAUUCGUGAUAUUUUAGAAAGAAAACAAAUGUUUGUUGUAUUUUUAUACAUUUUAAAUUUUACCCCAUUCAAGUUAACUCUAUUUUAGAAAGAGAAAUAUGUCGAGCGAACGAUUUGAUAUAAUUUUGUAGCCAAAAAUUAGCAUAUUAUUGU